Ruditapes philippinarum (Manila clam) is the source of this 423-nucleotide messenger RNA. RefSeq lists its product as uncharacterized. The coding region runs from base 1 to 423 and encodes 140 amino acids. The record is from RefSeq and is a predicted model, not a curated record. The transcript has a single exon. NCBI's taxonomy places the organism in Eukaryota, Metazoa, Mollusca, Bivalvia, Venerida, Veneridae.
AUGUUGUUUAAGCCAGAAAAGUCAAAAUGUUUGGUAGUGAGAAAGGGGAAGGUAAUAUACAGGUUCAAGCUAACUAUACGGAAAGAGGAGAUUCCUUCGUUAGUCAACAACCCAGUAAAGUGUUUGGGAAAGUGGUUUGAUUCCACACUCAAGGACAUCAAAUGCCAAGAAAGACUAAAGCAGCAUGUUGAAGAAGGGCUAAGGAGGAAAUCUGCACAACCAACAAGUACUGGCGUUUUAUAUGAUUCCAAGAACUGGGAAAUGUUGGGUGACCUUGGGAAGAAGACUAAGGUCCCAGAGGAAGUGACUCACACAUCCCUCCGGCCAGACAUAGUUAUGUUGGCAAAGUCUCCGAAGUUGAAGGUGAUGGUAGAACUCACUGUCCCUUGGGAAGAGAGAGUAGAAGAGUCGUAUGUGAUUUAG